AGAGACUGCAGAGUCACAAUUCAAUAUUCCUACCGUAUAUGGCUUCGAAGAUGGCGGUCAUUGUCAACCCUUACAUUGCUCUAGGAUCCGCCGACGAUCGUGAAAAGUACUUGUCCCUGGUCCGGGAAGUCGCACAUGAGACACAGGCAAAUGAGCACGAAUGUCUAGCCUAUUGUUGGACUCGACCAAUCUACACGUCCGAAGAUGCCCCAGAUGGUCCUGUCUUCGUGCAGGGUAUUGAGGUAUACAAAGAUCCUGAGGCUCUUGCAGUCGUCCAUCGGAGCAGCGAGCCAUACCUCAAGAUGCGGGAAGUCAUCACCUCGACUGCACUAAUUACUUUCCCCAAAGGCGGCGUGCCUCUGUUUGAACCGGUUGGAUCGGGAUUUCUGACCAGAACGGGAGCGACUGAGUCAGUCAGUCCGGGGAACGUCUUUAUAUUCGUACAAUAUACUGCCAGGUGCUCUGAGAGCCUUGCCGCCUUCCUGGCCGAGGAAAAGAUACUGUGUAGCGAAAUACAGGAGGCAGAAGCUGUGCAGGCUUUGUGGUGCUUCGUCCCCGAACACAGGGAAGUGGAAAUCCCUAUCACCCUUUUUGUACGAUUACCAGACGCCUCAUUCUAUGACGAGCUGGAGGUUACGUUGCUGUCUUUUGAACGUAAAGCUCUGGCUCUAGAUGGUAUCCGCAAGGCACGUUGGUGGAAAGGUGAAGGAUUUGGAUUUUUCCGACAUGAUGUAAAUAAAUGAAACACCAUGACAUUUACGCAUCCGUUCCAAGCAGUCUUUUUGCUAUCCUGUAUGAAUUCCCCUACGUCCAGG
Aspergillus welwitschiae is the source of this 815-nucleotide messenger RNA. RefSeq lists its product as uncharacterized. The transcript is spliced from 4 exons. The record is from RefSeq and is a predicted model, not a curated record. The coding region runs from base 39 to 743 and encodes 234 amino acids. NCBI's taxonomy places the organism in Eukaryota, Fungi, Ascomycota, Eurotiomycetes, Eurotiales, Aspergillaceae.